Molecule: messenger RNA, 1440 nt
Organism: Schistocerca serialis cubense
Lineage: Eukaryota; Metazoa; Arthropoda; Insecta; Orthoptera; Acrididae
Product: piggyBac transposable element-derived protein 4-like
Exons: 7
Coding region: 1-1440 (479 amino acids)
Source: RefSeq, a predicted model, not a curated record
AUGGCUUCUGAUAUGGAUAAACGUGUCUUGCAGUGGCUUGAUGACGACAAUGAUGACUGUGUUGAUGUUCCUGACUUCUCUCGCAGUUCUAAAUCACGUGAUAGCAGUGCCUCUAACAUGAGCUCUUACUUUGUUUAUCAGGCGAGUGACCAAGACAACAAUGAGGUUUCAUACGUCGGAGGUUCAACUAACAAUGUAGUGUUGUCAUCAAAGGUAGAUGCAAUGUUCAGACCUCGAAAGGCUAUGCCAAACAUGGUAAUUCCAGCUGUAUUAGCAAAAUUGGAUAGGAGUGCUUCAGAACUAGACAUCUUUGAGAAAAUAUUUCCUCCCAGUCUUUUUAUAUUUAUCUCUCAGUGUACGAAUCAGAGACUACAAAUGAUAAAGAAAACCACAAUUCAGAGCACAGACCCUGGAGAAAUUAGGUUGGUUCUUGAGUAUUGGUCACACAAUACUUCAAUGGGAAAUGUUGCUAUAAAAAGAGCAAUUUCCAGAGAUAGGUGCAAAGUGUUACUUUCUAAACUGUACUUCAAUUUCCCUGAGAAACCAGACACAGCUGUUAAGCUUUACUACCCAGAGUCAAUAGUCGCUUGUCUGAGAAACACUUUUCAGAAAGCGAAGUCAGAAAGUACAGCACAAAGCAUUGACAGGUCUAUGGUAAAGUUCAAAGGAAGGUCAGCCUUGAAACAAUACCUUCCUAUGAAGCCAGUGAAGCAUGGGAUAAAGAUAUGGAUGAGGAGUGAUUCUGUAACAGGCUACACAUAUGACUUCAACAUAUAUUGUGGAAAGGAUGCAAAUAAUUUGGAUGGCACAUUGGGUGAGCAUGUAGUUCUGCAGCUCUCAAAAACAAUUAGAGACACUAAUGUAAUGUUGUCAUUUGAUAGAUUUUUUACAUCAAUUCAUUUGAUGGAUACCUUGCCAUUUGCAGCUGUUGGUACAUUGAACAGAAAAGCAAAAGAUGGAUCUAAAUUGGUUGUAGAAUGUCUAGUGGCACUGAAAACUUAUAACGAGUAUAUGGGUGGCGUGGACUUGGCUGAUCAGAUGAGUACACUGUAUGAUUUAGACAGAAAAUCUGAUAAAUGGUGGAAGAAAGUGUCCUACAAACUGUUGCUAACUAUUGUUGUAAAUGCCUGGAUUUUACAAAAGGAAAUUCAACACAAGACAGUGCCACUAAAACAUUUUCUAGUCAACCUAGCAGAGCAGAUGAUUGCCAAGGGACAAAAGACUGCCAAGGUACAGUGGAAAUACUCAGCUGGGCGUCCUUCUAAGAGAGCAAGAGCAACAACAAGGAAACAAGAACAAAAUCUACCUGCAAAAUGUGCCAGCAUCCAUAAUGCAAAAAGUGCUUUGGAACAUAUCAUAUGUGAUUAUAAUAAAUCAGACAUGUUAACUCCUAUUGGGUACUGGUGGGACAACAUUUGUCCCACUCAGGUUAAUGGAUAA